AUGAAGGGGAGCCGCUCUCAGAAGCACGGUCGGCAGCGCCGCCAGUCGACGCAGCGACCCAAGGUCCUUAAGCGCAAACGAGAUGAAGAAGAUCUCCAAAGUCUCAGUCGCCGAGUAGACGAACUCGAGGCACAUCCUGCCACACCACCUACUCUGUUCUCCGAGCUGCCUCUGUCCGCAGCGACGCAGGAUGGUCUGUCAAAGGCACAUUUCAAGGCUUUGACCACAAUCCAGGCACGUGCGAUUCCUGCAGCGCUCAAGGGAGGUGAUAUACUAGGCGCGGCCAAGACAGGAUCGGGCAAGACUCUGGCCUUCCUCAUCCCAGUCCUCGAAAACCUGUACCGCAAACGAUGGACCGAGUUCGACGGCCUAGGCGCACUGAUACUGUCGCCAACGCGCGAACUAGCUAUCCAGAUCUUCGAUGUCCUCCGCAAGGUGGGCUGCAACCACUCAUUUUCCGCCGGGCUGGUCAUCGGAGGAAAAUCACUACAAGAAGAACAAGAGCGGCUCGGACGGAUGAACAUCCUCGUUGCCACGCCCGGCCGUAUGCAGCAGCACCUCGACCAAACGGCAGAGCUGGACGUGGGCAACCUCCAGAUGCUCGUCCUCGACGAAGCAGACCGCAUCAUGGACAUGGGCUUCUCGCACACCCUCGACGCCAUCAUCGAGCACCUCCCCCAACAAGACCGCCAAACCCUCCUCUUCAGCGCCACCCAAACCAAGCGCGUCUCCGACCUCGCCCGUCUCAGCCUCACCGAGCCUCUCUUCGUCUCCGUCCACGAUACCGCCGACUCCGCCACACCGUCCCAACUCCAACAGAACUACAUCGUGACACCUUUGGCCAACAAACUCGACACGCUCUGGUCCUUUCUCCGCGCCAACGUCAAGAAGAAAAUCCUCGUCUUCCUCUCCUCGGGCAAACAAGUCCGCUUCGUCUAUGAAGCCUUUCGGCAUCUCCAACCGGGGCUAACUAUCCUCCACCUGCACGGCCGCCAGAAACAGACUGCGCGCGUGGACAUCACGAAGCGCUUUAGCAAUAGUCGGUACGCCUGCUUGUUCUCCACGGACGUCGCCGCUCGGGGCCUGGAUUUCCCGUCCGUCGACUGGGUCGUCCAGGUUGAUUGCCCAGAGGACACAGACACCUACAUCCACCGCGUCGGGCGCACGGCGCGAUUCGAGCAUGAGGGCCGGGCAGUCAUGUUCCUUGAUCCGAGCGAAGAAGAGGGCAUGAUCGGCGCCCUGGAGAAGAAGAAAGUCGUGCUGGAGAAAAUCAAUGUCCGUCCGAGCAAGAUGCAGAACACGAUAAAGCACCAGUUGCAGAAUAUGUGCUUCAAGGAUCCCGAGCUGAAAUACCUCGGUCAGAAGGCGUUUGUGAGCUACGUACGAAGCGUGAUUGUACAGAAAGACAAGGAGGUGUUUGAUGUGAAAAAGUUGGACCUGGAGGCAUACGCUGCAAGCCUAGGCCUGCCCGGAGCGCCGCGCGUCAAGUUCAUCAAGGGCGAGGAUGCGAACAAGCGGAAGAACAUGCCGAGACAGCUGUUGAAGUUGCAGGAGGAGAUCGAUGGUGGGGACUCUGAUGAGGAUGAGGGUUUGAAUGAUGGCACGGCGAAGAAGGAGGUUCGCACAAAGUAUGAUCGAAUGUUCGAGCGUCAGAACCAGGACGUGUUGGCGAAUCAUUACACGAAACUCAUUCAGGACGAUGAAGACAAUAACGGCAUUCAUGGGAACCCUUCAAUGCGCUCAAACACCGAGAUCGAGUCCGAAGACGACGCCUUCCUCUCAGUCAAGCGCCGCUUCGCCGCUGGCGACAGUGCCCUCAACCAAAACGACGAGGACGACGAAGAGGAAGACGGCGAUGAAGCCAGACCAAAGACCAUCACUCUCGGCCCGCACCCAACAGACUCCCUCACAAUCGACUCGAACCGCCGCUCCAAACUCCUCAAGUCGAAGAAGGCGCUCUUGAAGUACAAAGGCGCUGGCGAGCACCUUCACUUCUCGUCAGAUGAGGACACGCCGUACAAGAAGGAGUACUAUGAGGACGAAGCGAAGUAUGCGGCGCAAGGCAAGGAAGAGGCGGAAGCCGAGAGGAGAAGGUUUGUGGAGGCGGAGCGUGAGAGAGUCAGGCUGCUGGAUGUGAGGGAUAAGGAGGUUGCGAAGGCGAAGAAGCGGGAAAAGAGGGAGAAGCGGAAGGGGCGGGAGAGAGGUCAGCAGGGUGAGGAUGAUGGUGAUGAUGAACGCGGUGACCGGGGAGAUGAUGACGAUGGCGUGCAGCUCGUAAACGACGGGGAGGUAGAGAUUGUGCCGGAUUGGAGUGAUGGCGAUUUUGAAGACUAUGCCGUUGGAAAUUCCGGUGGACCAGCAGUCGACAAGGAGGAAGGCGGCAAACCAAAGGAGAAGAAACGCAAGAAGAAGUGGUUCGAAGAUCCUUCCAGCGGUGACGAUGAUGACGACAAUGAUACCCAAAAGAAGAACAAGAGCAAGAAGCGAAAACAUGCAGCAACGGCUAUGCAGGAGCCGCAAACACUCGAGGAUCUAGAGGCUAUGGCUUCGGGCCUGCUGGCUCGAUAA
Molecule: messenger RNA, 2568 nt
Organism: Cyphellophora attinorum
Lineage: Eukaryota; Fungi; Ascomycota; Eurotiomycetes; Chaetothyriales; Cyphellophoraceae
Product: ATP-dependent RNA helicase DBP4
Exons: 1
Coding region: 1-2568 (855 amino acids)
Biological process (GO): rRNA processing
Cellular component (GO): nucleus
Molecular function (GO): ATP binding; nucleic acid binding; RNA helicase activity
Source: RefSeq, a predicted model, not a curated record